This is a messenger RNA of Trichoplusia ni (cabbage looper), 2252 nucleotides long. RefSeq lists its product as uncharacterized. Bases 1114 to 2175 code for a protein of 353 amino acids. The transcript has 2 exons. The record is from RefSeq and is a predicted model, not a curated record. NCBI's taxonomy places the organism in Eukaryota, Metazoa, Arthropoda, Insecta, Lepidoptera, Noctuidae.
UAAUAGAUAUAUAAUUAAUAGAUGAAAGAAGUUAAUUACAUAAAUUAGCCAUAUAUAUAAUCAGUCAAUUACUCAAUUAUAUGCCACAAAAGUAUUCCUUGUUAAGGAUAUUUCUAGUUUUACGUGCACUAGUGCAAAAUAAAUCAACUUCUAAGUUCGGUGGUAAACUAUUAAAUGCUUUUACACUGCGAAUGCAGAAUGCGUUGCGCCUAUAGUUUGUUGCUGCGAACUGUGCGUGUAGUACUGGUCGCUGUCUUAGACUGUUCUGAUUAGUGCGAAGAAGUAUUUUGCUGACUAAUUCGGGACAGUCGAUUGAUCCAUUUGCUACGUUAACCAAGAAACAAAUGUCAUUUAUAUUCCGUCUUAAAUCCAGUGGUAAGAAGUGGUAUCGCUUACGGCGGUGUUUAUAAUCAGUUGAAGAUUGCCUCGCCUUGUAGUCCAAGUACCGCAAGAAUUUUCUUUGGACAGAUUCAAUGCGAGAUUUGUAGACCUCAUACUGCGGGUUCCAGACUUGAGACACGUGCUCGAGGUGGCUGCGUACGAAGGAACAAUAAAGAACCUUCAUUGGUUUCAAGGAACGGAAGCUGGAACAUGAUCUAAUAAUAAAACCCAAGGCUUUUGAGGCCUUAUUUACAAUGGAUUCUAUAUGGUCGUCAAAAACAAGCUUACGUAGCCAUAGGACGUUUGACGUCUGUUUCGGCAAGUCAUAUGUGCAACUUUUUAUUUGUAAACAACAGAAAUAAUAGACAAGAUAUAGAAAUCAUAGACAAAAAUUAUAGAUAGAGAUAAUCAGUGAACCAAGUGAUACAUGGAAUUACAUAUAUUGCAGUGACUGCUAAAUAGUGCGUUUGUGGGCUGAAAUAGAACAAUAUAAAAAUCUGUUUUUUGACUUGUUUAUACGGCUACCCACCAAAAUCAACGAAAAAGUUAGACGUCAGUGACAGUACUGUUUACAUCCUUGCCAUAAGCAAAAUGAAACCCUGAGGUCUUGUCACGUCCAUACAGCGCCAUCUGUCUCGUCGUGCAAAGCAACCUAUUGAUUUGUGCGGUGAAUCUCCUGUCACACCAUCUAGUUUGUUCCCUCGGUACCACCUGUAAAACUAGUUCCUAGUAAUGCCGGGCGUCAAAUGCGGAGGUUGCGCGCGCUUUGCCUCAGCGCUAGAUGGCGCUAAGUGUGGCAAAUGCAACCUAUUCUACUGUAGAAUAUGUGCAGGGAUCCCUCCGAAUACCAGGGCUUCUUCUAAAUGGCGUUGUCUCGAGUGCAAAAAGAACGUUGCUAGGGACAACAGAAAUGAAACCCCGGUCAGAGGCACCGCGCAAAGCCCUCCUAGUGAUGUUGCAGGGAUAAUGACCAUAGCAGGCUCGCCAGAUGCAACAACAAGUUCCGUCGCAAGUCCUACGCCGUCUGAAGUGUCUAUUGCCUACGCUACCAUCAACAAGCAACCGCCAGCGCCUUGUAUGGACUUGCAGGUCAUACUUGUCGAGCUGAGGGCGGUCCGUGCGGAGAUACAGGUGUUCAGAAAAGAAAUGGAGGUGGAAAUGGCUGAACUAAAGACCACCUUAAACUCUUGCAGCACGCGCAUUGACGGCUUGGAAACAAGGGUGGAUGCCCUUGAAAAGCUCGCCACCUCUAGCCCCUCGAACUCGAACGUGGAUGGGAUAGUGGAGGACCUAAUGCGAGAACUCAACGACAGAGAUCAGGAUCUGCUCGCCAACGACAUCGAGGUGUCUAACCUACCGGAGGGAAAGGCGGAAAACCCUGCCCAUAUAUUUAAGGUCAUCGGCCACAAGCUCGGGAUCAGCCUAGACGACCGCGAUAUUGUUAGUGCAGAGCGCGACGCACAGUGUCUAUCGUAUAAACACAUAAACUAUGCUUGGCCACAACUAAGCCUAUAUUACAUACUGUGCGACGGUGGGAGGCAGCUGAACGUGACUAAUUCAGCGGGUCCAGCUGAAUCUCGUCCACGGCCAAUCGUCGUGCCCCUCGCUCGCCGGGACCUGCGUGACCAGCUUCUAGACAGCGCGCGAGCCCGGCGCGGGGCGACCACUGCAGACCUCGACUUGCCCGCACCAGUGCAGCGGUUCUUCCUGAACGAGCGGUUGACGAAACCCAACCGCUUGUUAUUUCGUAAGGCGCGUGACGCCGCGAAUGCUCUCGGUUGGAAGUUCUUCUGAACCAAGCGGGGCCGCAUCCUCGUCAGGAAGGCUCCGGGCGACAAGGCGUAGAGGAUUCGCACAGAGGAGGACUUAUC